AUGAAUACCACAACGGCAUCGAUCUGUUCAGCCACAGGCAAUGCAACCUCCAACUCAUCCCAUCUCCGCAAACCAUCUCGCUCCAAAUGUCAACGCCGCCCAGAUCCUAUUGGUCUACCCCGCCCAUCGACACCGAAGCCAAGACAGAAAGCUACCCCAAACGGCAUAGAGAAAUGGGUACACCGGACGAGGGGAGGCCAACACACGGCUCCGAUUCGGCUUCGACAUGUGCCGCCGAGCUCCGGCGACCCGCCAUUUGCCCGUUUCUACCGGUGGUCGUCCCGUCUUUCCUCUGGAAUCCUGCUGACCCCCGCAUGCAUACCGUCAACCCAAUUAGAGGAUCCGAGUUGCAUAUGGUGUGAUGUCGCGCAAACUUUCGCCUUUUUCACGGCCCGCGCGGUGGUGGUGUGGUGA
This is a messenger RNA of Colletotrichum costaricense, 414 nucleotides long. RefSeq lists its product as uncharacterized. The record is from RefSeq and is a predicted model, not a curated record. Lineage: Eukaryota; Fungi; Ascomycota; Sordariomycetes; Glomerellales; Glomerellaceae. Bases 1 to 414 code for a protein of 137 amino acids. The transcript has a single exon.